CGCUCGGCCUGCUCUCCACCUCUACCUCGACCCCCGACAGCUACGGGCUGAGCAGCACCCACCCCGCCACGCCGGGCCUGGAGCAGGUGCGGACGCCCAGCAGCACGUCCGCGCAGGACGAGAUCCACCCGCUGGAGAUCCUGCAGGCGCAGAUCCAGCUGCAGCGCCAGCAGUUCAGCAUCUCCGAGGACCAGCCCCUGGGCCUGAAGAGCAAGAAGGCGGAGUGCGCCGGGCAGAACGGCGACGGCGACCUGGGCGCCUGCUGCCCCGACGGCGGCAAGGGCGCCAUGAGCACCAUCGACCUGGACUCGCUGAUGGCCGAGCACAACUCCACCUGGUACAUGCCCGGCGACAAGGCCCUGCUGGACGGGCCGGACGAGGACAAGCCCGUGGCGCCCUGGGAGAAAGCCAAGCCCCAGAACCCCAGCAAAGAAGCCCACGACCUUCCCCAGAACAAGACCUCAGCCACGGCGCAGACGGGCAGCCACUUGCAAUGCCUCUCCGUCCACUGCACGGAUGACAUGGGCGACGCGAAGGGGCGGACUGCGGUGCCGACGUGGAGAUCCCUGCACUCGGACAUCUCCAACAGAUUCGGGACAUUUGUGGCUGCCCUGACUUGAACAAAAGAGAUUAUUUUUUCCCUCUUUUUAAUUUUAAAGGGCCGCUACUGCUAGGUGGACUAUUUUUCUAGGUUGGUACCUGCUUAGUGGCAUAUGGACUGGAAAGGGUUAAUUUAAAGUAAACCUCAAAUUUUUUUUUUAAUCUUCUGCCACAGUAUGUUACCAGUGUUAACCCUUCUGCAGUUAGCACACUUUUGCUUAAGAUUUUCCUGCUAGAUCAUUUCCCCCCAUUAUUCUGUAAUCUUGGCAUACCUUUAUAGAUGAGGCCUUUUCCUUUUUCAUCUCAACGUAUGUCCAAGUCAUGUAUGUCAUAAUAAGACAAAGAUACUACUUCUCCUUCUUCUUUUUUUCUUCUUUUCCUCUUUUCUUUCUCUCUUUUUGCUUUGUUCAGUGCUUAUUAAAAUGGAAAUCCUGAAGAAUAGCAGUUCAGGAAUAAAUGCCGGUUGAAGUGAAAUUGUCAUCAUAAUAUUAUAUAUUGACACCAAGUUUUCGUCAGUCACGUGCAAACCAAACAAUUAAUGCUCGAUUAAGUAUUCAGCCUGUGAUUUUGUCUUUCCUGAGAGAAUUAUUUUUGUUAUCAAGAGUACAUUCAGCCUUCAUCUCUCUCUCUCUUAGGUGGAAACAGCUAUUCAGUGCAUUUGCCCAGAUCUAGCGUUGUGUUCGGAACGAGGGGACCGCGCUCAGGCAGAAGAUGGCUUGUCAGAGCCGGUCUAACAGGCAGUUUUCAGUUGUUGGUUUUUUUCCUUAAAAAAAAAGAAAAAGAAAAUUGACUUCCCUUUUCUGCCCACAACUCGGGUCCCAGUGGAAUUGGUUACUGCCUCCCCUCUGCCUGGGGAGGAUGAGGGGCGCCGGUCUCUGGCUGAAGUUGCUGGCAGAAGAAGGCGAGUUGCAAUGUCCCCUUAUCUUCUCCCCUGUAAAGCAGGGGGUCGAGGAAAAUGUGUCGCCAGGCUGCCUUCGGCAUGGCCUUUCCCCUCUGGAGCAACUCGGUGGUGACGUGGUUGUGAGAGAGCUGCGACAUCCUCCGCCUGGUCCUGCCUGCUCCCGGCGUGGGCGGGAGCCAGCACCGAAGCGAAGCCCCGAUCCUGCGUGUGCUGCCGGCGAGGUGGUCGGGCUGCCGCUGUCCUGAGCGCGGUGGUGGCUUUGGUGCCGUUCCUGGACGUGCCGCUUCGGAUGCGGCGGCGCGUGCGCUAGCCAUAACCGUGCAAGUGCAAGGUUGGACGUUGGCAGGAGGGGCACCAAAGCGGGAGCAUGCGGGGUUUCAUCUGUCGGUGGCAGCACCUCUAUUGCUAUCCCUCUCCAGAUCGGGUGCUCCUGUGUGCCCGAGGGUAGUGCCUUCUAGUCUGUCCGGGGAGGGUGAAGCCAGGUAGACCCCUUGAUCCUUCUCGUCACCGUUAUCGCGUGUUGGAAGCACGGUAUUAUUAGAUGCAUACAAUAAAAGGAAAACCAUUCUUUCCUGCCCUUCACAGAUAAUGCGCAUCUGGGCAGAAAGCUGGAAGCAAACCAGCUCUGAACAAAAAUGCCUCGGUGAUCUGAUGCUUCUGUGGUUUUAUGUAACGCUGCCUAUUAUUUGUGUAGCCUCGGUUUACAAUGCGAGAGGCCAGCCCCACCCUCCCCAGACCAGCUCCGUUUCCUCCGCUUCCUCGCAUUUCGCAGCAGCCCCGGAGGGUUAGUCUCGCCCUGAAAUGAAGGGCUCCAAUAAAGACCUCUGGAGUCUUGCGCCGGUUCCCCCGGACUCUCCGUGUGCCCCUCCGGAGAGCUGGACUUGGAAAGCAGCUUGGAUUUAUCAGUUGGAUUUUAAGCAGACUUCCUUACUGACAGCAGUGGCGAGGGGGUUCUGCUCAGAAAACUUUCCGUGAAACAUAGACCCAAAAGUCUUGCUUGCAGCCAGAUGCGCUUUCAAAACCCUCCCGAGCCCUGAAGGUGGGCUGGGGUUGUUGUCACCUUCCCUUCCUCCUCUGCUCCUUGGUGUUUAACAAGCUCUCCUUGGCUUUACACGGGAUUAUUUUGCCUGUUGUAUCAGUGAUUUGACUUUGGGUAACUUUUGCGAAGGUUUGAAUGGGACUUGUUUAUAUCUUGUCCUGGCGCUGGGUUGCUCUUGGACUGUGCGUUUUUGGCCCCUUUGAUAAUUCCUGACCGUGGAGUGGAAGAGAGAGAGACAGUCACUUGCGUCUUUCUCUAGGCUUGGGUCUCGAUGGGAGGCGCAGAGCCUCCUCUCUGCCUCUGCUAUAGGUGUGAGUCUGGCGCAGAAUAUCCCCAGACAGAGCAGUAGCUGAGCAGCCCCCCACCUUGGCCAUUGUCCCCCAUUCCCAGGCAGCCCGGCCCAGUUCCUCGUGUCUCAACUCAGCAGAGGUUUUAAGGAUGGUUGUAAUCCCAUCUCUGUUCAGCAGAUCGCUUCAGCGUGUGCUUUGCUUCCAUUAAACUGUGAUGAAAUGCAAGCCUCGGCUUAGCCGGGGCGGUAAGUACCUAGCUGAAUUGGGACCACGGUGAGCUGAGCUGGGUGCCGGGCGUGUGCGGUUAUGGUGCAGCUUCCAUGUUUCACGUGUGAGGCUACCCCCAUCCUGGAGCAAGCCCCGCUAGCCACGUGCACAGCCCUCCGGUACCUCAUCGCAGCUCUCAGGAGUGAAAACCGGGCCGCAGUCGGCAUCCUCCUGGCGUUCCUGGACCUGCCUGCGGCAUGCCUGCCCCCUCCUCGGCGUGCCAGCCCAGGGAGCAAGGUUUCCCAGUGCCCUCGUAUCGGAGACGUGCCCUGUGCCAGGGUUAUCGGUCAGCACUGCAAAUAGCCUGCAGAGAAAUUCCUGCCCUGGCCAGGAGCACGUGGACUGACUGAGGGACGCAGUUGCUCUCCUCCUCCUCCCUUUCCUGGCUUAGUCGGUGCAAGCCAGUGCUUCCACCCCAGGGCGAUGCUUUCCACGCACGUGGGGCCUGCUUCUUCCCUUUCUUGCACUGGCUUCGCUCAGGAGGGAGCUCCCCGAAAGUGGAUUUCCGUGGGAAGCGAGAUGCUGUAGGCCCCGGGUAUCUGGAGGCCGAGGGGUAGGUCUCGGCUGGUGCAGACGGUGGAGCCGAGGCAGCUCUGACCGCUCUCCCCUGCUGGACAUCCAUCCCAAAGUUGGCGGUGCUGUUGGGUCAGUACACGAGGAGAGGGCACUUUGGGGAGGAGCAGGGUGGAAAUGAGAUGCUGCCACCAAACCAUGUAUUGCCCCUACCAGUUUGCGAAGUGAUGAGACUCUGCCUAAGCCCACGGCUAGUUUUAUUCUGGUCUCACCAGCUGGAGCGGUUCGCUCUCACCUGAGCAGAAGGGUGGCUGUCGGUGCCCUUCCUUCUUGCCAAAACCCUGGUGCGACUGGGCACGUCCAGUGGCCGACCGGAUCGUCCUAGCUUUGCGGCUGGCCCUGGUGUGUUUGGCACCGAGGCCGCAUGCAAAGGCUACGUGUUCGCUGUCGAGCGUUUGUCACCCGCAGUACGUUUUUCUUGCCCGUGUUCUCUGUUGAUUUGAUACGAAAUGCACUGAUUUUUCUCUUCUUUUCUUUUUUAAACAUAUAGAAAAUAUCAGCCAAGCACUGUAUGGUAUGGUUAGAAAUCAAAUGAUUUCAUUUCUGGAAAAAAGAGUGGCUUUUUGUGUAGGAUUGGCUUGUAGGAUGUCGUGUCGGAGCCAAAUAUCGCUGCUCCUGCUUACCUGUCGGGGAAGCUGAGGUGCUAGGAGGGAAGUGAGCCUGGAGAUGGGCGUAAAGCAGACACAUGGCAGAGCUGAGACAGCGAGGCCCUUUCCAGGUGUUACAUUUGUUGCGGGCUAGAUCCAAGCUUCCUGCAGCAAAUGGGAACGUGCCGGGUGUUAAAAGACCUUGUCCGGAGGAAAAAAGGGCGAAUCUGGCACAGCAACAGGGGAUCAAACAGCAACUUCUGUGUCGUGCCAGGACAAAUGUAACAUCCGGUCGGGUCUCAGCAGGGAUCUCCUGACUCCUAGCUCGGUGCCCAAACCUUGGGUCAUCCCUUCAGGGCGGCUUUCGACAUGCAUGAUGCAUAUGAAAACGAUGCGAGCUAGAAAUGCUGCAAAAGUCGCUGUCCAAAGCCCCCCGGAUGUUGAAGCUCAGCUGCCUGUUUGCAGGAAUUCAGGAGCACCGUUCGCUGAGCAAGCCAGGAGUUUUGUGGUGGAAGUGCGCUGACCGGGUGCACGGGCUUUGCCCUACGUGGCAAGCAACGGCUUCAAAUAAAUCUGCGCAAUAUUUGUGCUGCCGCAUCCCUGCUGCCUUGCCUCGCCUCGCAUUUCCACAUUUUACACGGGCUUAGUCCAGGCGCUAGUCUAGAUGGCGCAUCUCUGAGCUCCUGCCAUACGAGGGUCGGUUCUUCCCGACAGUGCUUGCUGAUGUUUUUGGUAUGCGGUAAAAGAAACGUCACGCUGAUUAAGUUUAAAUGUAGUAGCCAAUGAAGUAAAAUAUCAUAUGUGUUUAAGUUAUGAGGAGUGAUGAGUAAUCUCUUUGCCAAAAACGAAUGAAUAGGCCUUAUUUAUUAAAUGCUCUUUGGGACUUGAACCCAACGAGGAUGUAACCUGGGGACGUGUUUUUUCUGCUAGUACGUGUAGUUGUCAGAGCAUCAGCGACACAAGGCUUCGACUCAUUUUUAUAUAACGAUGCUGAAUUUCGGCCAAUGUGUAAGGCUUUCAAGAUUCACGUGGUGUGUUGGGUGAAGGAGAAAUACGUGAACAGUAUGCCAUCUACUUCAUUGAGUGGACUUGCUCUGAUGCCAUAUGUCGAGGUGGUCAUCCGAAGGGUAGCCGACCUUUCCACAGCAGGAAAUUGGUUCCAAAGCUUUCGGGCACAACGCGAUAGCUACAUGUUCACAAACUCCUCAAAGAAGUGCCGUGUAAUAUGACCACAGGUCUCCUAAAUGCUCUGGAGGAAGUCACAUUUGCUCUAAUAUUUAAAAAAAAAAACCCCAAAAAACAAAAAAAAAGCGAAAGAAAAAAAAAAAGCAAAAACAAAAAAACAGGAUUCGUAUUUUUUUUUAAAGCUGCAGUGUACCGUUUUCUUGAAUUCUAGAUUCACAGCUGUUCAAUGGAUGGUGUAUGAGAGCAUAAUCCAUUUUUAUAGAAUUGUUUCUCCUUUAUUGCUUAAGGCUAAUGGAAGAAAUAGUCUAAUUUUGUCUUAGAAUUUCUCUAUUAAAAUUGUUGGUUUGAGUCCAUCCGUUCAUAGAUCCUGACUGAUGAAACUGCAGGCUGUGAAUUCCGGCAGUUAUAACUUUAUCACUAUUCACUACCCAAGAAUAUUACAGCUUUAAAACAGCCUUAAGCAAAAGGAUGUUAUUUCUUUGUACUAAAUUUGGUUCAUGGAAAAGAAAAAAUCAAAACACUGGUAAUCCGUACUGCAUAGCAAACUCUUCUGAAAAAUGUUAUUGCACAUGUAAAAUAUGAAAACUUGACUCUGCUGUGUGUUAGGCAAUCCUGUAAUCUUUUAUUUUUUUUGACUCUUGUUAAAUUCAUUUCUUAAAUGCUUGGUUGGAAGACUGUGACAAUAGCUCAUGAACUUGAGUGUUAUUUUUCUUUCUUUUUUUUUUUUUAAAUAUGUAAAGUGCAGUCUUCUGUAUUCAUGCAUAUUGUAUAUAUCUGUAUAUGUUUUACUGAGCAACUAAAUAACAAUAAAUAUGAUGUUAAUGGUG
This is a messenger RNA of Alligator sinensis (Chinese alligator), 6269 nucleotides long. It is a transcript of the gene MN1, whose product is annotated as MN1 proto-oncogene, transcriptional regulator. The record is from RefSeq and is a predicted model, not a curated record. The transcript is spliced from 4 exons. NCBI's taxonomy places the organism in Eukaryota, Metazoa, Chordata, Crocodylia, Alligatoridae. Gene Ontology annotation, biological process: regulation of DNA-templated transcription. The coding region runs from base 288 to 620 and encodes 110 amino acids.